Molecule: messenger RNA, 1511 nt
Organism: Dimorphilus gyrociliatus
Lineage: Eukaryota; Metazoa; Annelida; Polychaeta; Dinophilidae
Source: the annotation of a GenBank genome assembly
AUUCCAAAUAGCGCAGUAGUGUCCAUAAUUUUGGUAAUCUGUUUUUUAUCUGUUUUGCCUAUUAUCGAGGUCAUUGCAAGAUACGAGAAUAUUGUACAUUUUAUUCAACUCACAUAUACUACCCAUAUCCUCCCAAUAAUCUUGUGAUUAAUAUAUUCUAUCAGUUGUCGUUAAGGAAUUUUACCUAUCUGAGCGAUAAAAUGCAAUCUGAAGAAAAGAAAUACAUACUAAGUUUGGAUAUAGGAACAACGAAUAUACGUGCUCAUGUUUAUAACAAGGAUGCCAGAGUUAUUGGACAAGAUCAGGACAAGAUCAAAUUAUUAAGACCCCGCCCUGGUUGGACGGAAAUUGAUGAGGAGGUUUUAUUCGAACAAAUAAAAACUGUUGUUAAAAACGCCAUAAAAUCAGCUAAUAUCAAACCACAAAAUGUAAGCUGUCUUGGAAUAUGUGUACUACGCAAUACUUUUAUUACGUGGGAUAAAAAAACUGGUAAACCCUUUCAUCAUUUUAUCACCUGGCAAGAUUUAAGGGCAAGCGAACACGUAGCUGAGACAAAUAGAUCACUGAAACUAAGGUUGAAAGAAAGAAUUGCUGAAAAUAAAGUCUACUUUGGAACUAUUGAAACUUGGCUUUUAUGGAAACUAACUUGCGCAAUUUCAAUCGAAAGCGGUUACUUUGGAGACUGUGAAGAGGAAAUCUUUGGCGCUAAAAUUCCUAUUACGGCUGUAGUUGCAGAUCAACAAGGAGCUCUAUUCGGUCAAUGCUGUUUUAGCGAAGGUGAUUGCAAAUUAUCAAUGGGAACAGCUUCGUGUAUAACAGUUAAUACUGGCAGUAUCGUUCAUGCUUCUAUUACAGGACUUUAUCCUCUCAUUGGCUGGAAAAUUGGUGAUAAAAUAGUAUAUUUAGCGGAAGGGAUAAUUGCCGAUACUGGACGAGUUAUGGAAUGGUUAACCAAUGUUGGAUUUCUGAACAGCGUUUCAGAGUCAUCGGAUCUAGCUAAAUCAGUUUCCGAUACCAAAGGUGUUUUCUUUGUAGCUGCAUUUAGUGGAUUGCAAGCGCCAAUAAAUGAUGAUAGAGCUUCAACAAUGAUGAUUGGAAUAACUCACGAAUCGAAGAAAGAGCAUAUAGUUAGAUCCGUACUGGAAUCACUUGCAUAUAGAGUUAAAAAAUUAUAUGACUGUGUUAAAAGCGAAUCACCAGUGCCAAUGAAAAAUACUGUGGUAUGUGAUGGAGGAGUUUGUAAGAACGAUUUCUUGAUGGAGCUAAUCGCUGAUUUGAUUAAUUGCGAAUUAGACUUUCCAACUAAUAUGGAGAUGAGCUGCCUAGGAUCUGCUUUCUUAGCCGGCUUAGGGGCAGGUAUCUGGAAAAAUACUGAUGAAUUACAUUCCAUUCGACAACAACGAAAAAUAUUAACUCCAAGUAACAAUAAAGAUGAAAAAAUCCCAAUUUAUGAAAAAUGGCUAGAAGCAGUGAAGAGAGCUAAGGGCUGGUAUGAUUAUGUGCAAAUUUAG